GUCUGUUCGAGUGGACAGAGAUGGAGAGAAUGACGGCUCUGUUUUGCUCAGUGAUAGGGGCCUUCAUUGAUUUUGCACAAACUGUCAGACUUCAGCAUGUAGGUGAAGAUUAUAAUUUUUCCCUGGUCCUACUGGGCCAAAAGAACUACAUUUGCAUGUUGUUGCAUGCACUGGAUUCUACGGCUGUGUUUUGAUGCAAAGCAGCAAUUUGGAAACUUGAUGACCUUAUCUUCACUCUGCUGCAGAAAUGCCUGGAAGCCAGUACCUGAUGACAAACGCCAAGCGCCACCAGAGCCUUAACAGCCUGACGGACAGCUCCAGCACCGGCCUAGAAGACGAGGAGGCCGGAGGCCCGCCGCGCCUCACCCCCCUGCAGAUGCUCACCGACAACAUGUGCAAGGACGACACGGCCAUCAAGGACCAGAUGACUGGCCGCAGGGUGGGCUUCUACCAGGUCCGCGGGGAGAUCGGCUAUGGGACCUUCUCCCGGGUCAAACUGGGUUACCACACUCUGACUAAAGACCAGGUGGCGCUGAAGAUCCUGGAUAAGAAGCGGCUGGACAGUCAGUCCCAGCGUCUGCUCUCCAAGGAGAUCAGCAUUAUGGAGUGCGUGCAGCACCCCAACGUGGUGUGUCUGUACGAGGUGGUGGAGACGCCGAGACGCCUUUACCUGGUGCUGGAGUACGCAGGAGGAGGAGACCUCUGCAACCAGAUAUUCACCCAGGGAAAACUGUCCGACAACACCAGCAAGGUCACCUUCGCCCAGAUCCUUUCUGCCAUCAAAUAUUUGCACAACAACAACAUCAUUCACCGGGACCUGAAGGCCGAGAACGUCCUGAUUAGCAGCAGCGGCUGCGUGAAGGUGGCCGACUUUGGAUUCAGCACGCGCCUUUCCAACCGCAACGACACCCUGGACACUUUCUGUGGCUCGCCGCCCUACGCCGCCCCGGAGCUCUUCAGGGACGAGUGCUACCUGGGGCCCCCGGUGGACGUGUGGGCCAUGGGGGUGCUGCUUUUCUUCAUGGUGACCGGAACUAUGCCGUUCCGCGCCGAGACCAUGGGAAAGCUGCGGCGCUGCAUCCUGGAAUGCGCCUACAUCGUCCCUCCCUGGGUACCCGGCCCCUGCCAGAGGCUCAUCAAGGGAAUCUUGAAGGUGGUCCCCGAUGAGCGCUACGCCAUCGACCAGAUGCUGGGCUGCGAUUGGCUCCUACCUGUGGAGUUCCCCUGGUCAUUGGUGCCGCCUGAACCGGCGAGCCCCCAGCAGAGCCUGCUGGACUCGAAGCGCGAGGACCUGGAGGAGGAGGUCCGGAGCUCGCUGGAGGAGCUCGGCUUCAGCACGGUGCACCGGUGGAACAAUCUGCCCAAAGAAAGCCGCAGCCCUGUAACCGGCGUUUAUCGGAUCCUGCUACGCCGAGCCCAGAGAACAAGGGGCUGCGACAGUCCCCCCGUGGUCCGGGGGAUGGUGAGGGACCCCAGGAGGGAGGGGCUCCGGGCCUACAGGGGCCUCAGACACACCUCCAAGUUUUGUGUGCUUUCAUGAAAGAGUGGUAGAGACGCUUCAGCACAGUUUUUCUACGCACUUUUUUAAUAUAAUGACAUAAUAAUUUACAGU
Etheostoma cragini (Arkansas darter) is the source of this 1612-nucleotide messenger RNA. RefSeq names its product serine/threonine-protein kinase NIM1. NCBI's taxonomy places the organism in Eukaryota, Metazoa, Chordata, Actinopteri, Perciformes, Percidae. Bases 248 to 1540 code for a protein of 430 amino acids. Gene Ontology annotation, biological process: intracellular signal transduction; microtubule cytoskeleton organization; protein phosphorylation. The record is from RefSeq and is a predicted model, not a curated record. Gene Ontology annotation, cellular component: cytoplasm. Gene Ontology annotation, molecular function: ATP binding; protein serine/threonine kinase activity; tau-protein kinase activity. The transcript is spliced from 4 exons.